CGCGGGGCCGGGGGCUGCAGUCUCAGCCCCCCCGGACCAAUGCAAACGAAGCGCCUAGCCAGCAAACCAGCUCCCACUGCCCCUCCCUCCCCGCAAAGAGUGGCGGAGAGCGGACGGGGCGGGGGGUGGGGGGAGACCGAGGGGCGCAGAUGUGGGCCCCCCAGCCAGCGAUGUGCACCCGUAAGUCGAGCGGGCGUUGGUUACCCUUCGGAGCCCCCCUUCGAUGCCCGAAAUCCCCAGAAGUCGUCUGCAAGCGCUUCCCCGCUACCCACCCCAGAGAGGGCUCGGGGUCCUGGCUGGGGGCAGGCCGAACCUUCGGAGCUGCUUCUGGACCCCGCGCACUGACUGAACCGAAGGGGCUGCGCGCCCGGGAGAGCUGGGGAUACGAGGCCAUCGUCCACCCUCUCCCCCAAACCGCCACACGCCAAGCUUUGUGCCCCAGGGAGCGGAAAGUAACCAGCUCCGGGAGGCGACAACAUAGAGGCAAGGGCGAUGGGAAGGGGCAGGGGUCCCCGCGCACCCCAGGGAAAUGGGGGUACUGGACCCUCCAGGAAGCACCCUUUGGCCUCCUGAGGUCGGGAGCAUCCCCGGCGCCCGCAGCCCAGCGAGUCGCCGAGCGCUCGGGCCAUGAGCCCCGCCGGCGGGCCUGGCCGCUUUGUCCCGGCCGUCCGGGAGAUGCUGCCGCGCGCGGGUUGGACACAGAGGUUCAUCUGCCUGGGAAGAGCUGGCGGCCGCUGCCAGGCAGCCCAACUUGGAGCCCUGGGCUGCAGGCACCGCGUGUGCGGGCGGGAAGUUCCCACAGUUGCAAAGAGGGAGCGAAGUAUGUGUUCCAAACUUUCCACGGUUCCAAACUGAGCGCUUCCAUUAAGAAAAGCGGUGUGCGGGGGAAAAGCAUUCUGGGUAUUAGCAUGCAAAUGAACGGGCCAGGCUUCCAGGUCCGCUCGGGAUUCCCACCGCCGCGCGCCCUGCUUGCGCAGAGCCACGCGUGCCCACGGGUUCCGGGGGUGGCGCCGCGGGAGGACCAGAGUUCGAAUUCGACACCUGUGCUCUCUGGUUGAGUGUUUUGGUGACGGUCACUUGGCCUCUCUGAGCCUUAGUUAAACACAGUUUCCUAAUAUGUAAACCGGAGACAGCAACACCUGUCUCUUGAAGUGGUGAGGUCUGCACAGCACAUAAUUCUGGGCUGGGUGUCUCUCCUUACACAACUCCGCCCUUCCUAGGUCGUAGUAGUUGCCAAAUGCCUGUUGGAGAAAAUAAAUGAUGAAGCUUAGAGGGCUGAGGGAAGUUCCCCGGACCCGGAGCCAGGUGAUCUGUGUUCUAAGCCCAAGCUAGCUGUGCCACCUCGGGCCAGUGCCCUAACCUCUCUGACCCACAGCUCAGAUUCUUUGGUGGAUUCGGGGAACCGGCAAUUUUUGUGUUUGAGAGCAGCCACAAAGAAAGGGAUCUGGGGCUUCCCUGGUGGCGCAGUGGUUGAGAGUCCGCCUGCCG
Delphinapterus leucas (beluga whale) is the source of this 1488-nucleotide messenger RNA. The record is from RefSeq and is a predicted model, not a curated record. NCBI's taxonomy places the organism in Eukaryota, Metazoa, Chordata, Mammalia, Artiodactyla, Monodontidae.